Lolium rigidum is the source of this 372-nucleotide messenger RNA. Its product is annotated as cysteine proteinase inhibitor 8-like. Bases 1 to 372 code for a protein of 123 amino acids. Gene Ontology annotation, molecular function: cysteine-type endopeptidase inhibitor activity. The record is from RefSeq and is a predicted model, not a curated record. The transcript has a single exon. NCBI's taxonomy places the organism in Eukaryota, Viridiplantae, Streptophyta, Magnoliopsida, Poales, Poaceae.
AUGAGGGCAUGCACCUUCCUUGUCGUUGCUGCCGCGAUGAUCUACGCCAUCGCUACACCCGCCACUGGCUGCGGUGAGUCAUAUGGGACGACAUCGAUUGAAGGUGGAUGGGAACUUAUCCCGAACAUCAACGACCAACAUAUUCAGGAUCUUGGCAGCUGGGCAGUUUUGGAGUUCCUCAAGCACGCGAACUGUGUGCUCAAGUUCAACAAGGUGGUGAGCGGCAAGGAGCAGGUCGUGUCCGGCAUGAACUAUGAGCUUAUCAUCGACGCGUCGGAUGCCAGUGGAAAACUUGGCACGUACAAGGCCGAGGUGUAUGAGCAGGAGCGGACCAAGACACGCAAGCUCGUAUCCUUCAGCAAGGCCAACUAG